AUGGGUCUCGUCUCUCUUCCCUUCAAAUGCAAUAUUUUGCAGACGUUAAUUUCAAUGUUUCAGAAUAGCAGACGAACAGCAGACGAUACCACGGUUUAUGGGAGCAGCAGACGAUACCACGUUUCUAUCUAUCUAUCUAUCUAUCUAUCUAUCUAUCUAUCUUUCUUUCUUUAUUUUUUCCUUUUUCUUCUUCCCCAUAAUACUUUCAUUCUUUUAUUUCCUUUUUUCUCUACUUUUUUCUUUCUUUCUUUUUGUAUGUGUUUUUUUUAUUCUGUUUACAUUUUGUCGUCUGCUUUUUUUUUCUUUCUUUCUUUCUUUUUUUCUUUCUUUCUUUCUUUCUUUCUUCCAUAUCCUUUCCUCCCACCUGAACGAUAUUAUACAUCAUUGAUUCUUUCUUUUUUACCCGCCGAAACACUUCUUCUCACUCAUUCCACCAUUCACAGUUUAGCCACCCCACUGACACCUCCUCCUCCUCCACCACCUUCUUCUUCUUCUUCUUCUUCUUCUUCUUCUUCUUCUUCUUCUUCUUCUUCUUCUUCUUCUUCUUCUUCAACUGUUCUUUUUGUCGACUUUCCGUUAUUCCGUGUCUUCCUUCUUUCUUUCUUUCUUUCUUUAUUUCUUCUUAUAUGCUUGAAACCUCUACUGUUUUUGUUCUGCUGUUUGAAAUAUCGUAAUUUCCUUCCUUCUUUCCUUCCUUCCUUCUUUCAUUCCUUCCUUGAAAUGCCUUCCUUUCUUUGUUUUACUGCUUGA
Acanthosepion pharaonis is the source of this 750-nucleotide messenger RNA. Lineage: Eukaryota; Metazoa; Mollusca; Cephalopoda; Sepiida; Sepiidae. The record is from the annotation of a GenBank genome assembly.